Acromyrmex echinatior (Panamanian leafcutter ant) is the source of this 1001-nucleotide messenger RNA. RefSeq names its product soluble lamin-associated protein of 75 kDa. Gene Ontology annotation, molecular function: acyltransferase activity, transferring groups other than amino-acyl groups. The record is from RefSeq and is a predicted model, not a curated record. Lineage: Eukaryota; Metazoa; Arthropoda; Insecta; Hymenoptera; Formicidae.
UAUAUAAAGAAAACACGAUUUUUAUUUCUUGUGCUAUGAAAUCAAUAUAAUCUAUUUGUAAAUCACGUAUGUAAAUUUCCGUCGAAUUCGAAAUGCUUGCCGCGUGGCGUACAUUACAAUUGUAAAUUCCACUUGUCACGUGCGCGUACUUCACCGAUAAAGCAGUCCAAGAGCGACAACUGAACUACGAUCCUUAUCAGUUAAUAAGUUUCACUUUUUUGUAGGGCAAUCUAGUCGAAUAUUUCUCUCUUAUCACGACGUUACUCGCAUCUUCGUUCCGUUUAGUCAAAAUGAUAUGUUCAAGAUGCGAAAAAUAUGUACGAACAAAAACAAUUCAACUCGAUCUACGGAGUUUAAACAUUCAGGGCGAUGUCCAUCGCAUAGACUGCAUCGACGGCACUCACUUCGUAACUGUAACAUUAAACGACGAGAUAAUCAACGUUAAUGAUGCUUAUUGUGAUCGAUUCGAUAAUGAAUGGCGGGAAGUCCAAACAGAUCGUGAUAAGGUGCUUUUUUAUACACUGAGUCAGAUCGUUUAUCCAAAUUUCGACGCACCACGACCGGAAAAAUACGAGUCGUUGUAUACUUUGGUGGACGAGUCCGAUAUUAUUUUACUAAGAUGGCAAGGAGGCAAAGCGAUUGGAUUUUAUACCGUUAAACCUAUAGGUACAGAAAUAUUCUCGACGAAAGAGAGAUACAUAAUGCCUGUAGUAGAUUCGGUGUAUAUUCGUUCGGAAUAUAGGAAUCGAGGUUUCGGUACGGGAAUCCUAUCGGAUGUAAUCGCACGUUUCCCAAACGAAGACAUCGGUUUCUCGAAGCCGAUCUCCAGCGGAAUGUUGAGAAUAUUGAAGACAUUUCUGACGAAUCGCAAGGAGUACCGAUUGCGUUUCUGGGAGAUCGCGGACUGUGAUGUCAAUGAGUCUCAGCAACUGAUAUGGUGUAAUUUAAAAAGAGCAGUUUUAUGACAAAAAGCAUUUAGAAUUUAUUAUAAAAGCCAUCGC